ACAUCUAAGUACAGACAAACCGCGUAAACAAGAGAGAUAGAAGAGACCCAGCGGCGGCUGAUGAAGCCAGAGAUGGGGAGGAAAGAGGUCGGAAGAACGCCGCUGGUGCCUUCGCCGCCGACGCCGCCUUCCGCGGGUGGAAGGAGAGAGAAACAGUUCAGGGGAGUAAGGAUGAGAAAGUGGGGGAAGUGGGUGGCGGAGAUAAGAGAGCCGAACAAACGGUCUAGGAUAUGGCUUGGAUCCUACUCGACUCCGGUGGCGGCAGCGAGGGCUUACGACACAGCCGUUUAUCUCCUGAGAGGACGCUCAGCUCGGCUUAACUUCCCGGAGGAGAUCGAAGUCGAGGAGGUGACAAACGAUUUCAACAGCGGAAUCACGGCAGCUUCUAUUAGGAAGAAGGCUUCAGAGGUUGGGGCAAGAGUGGACGCUCUGCAGACGGGUGUCAUCCCGCCCCCUCCGCCUCCACCACCGCCGCCGUCGAGAUCGUGGAAAUACCCGGACCUCAAUUUGGAGCCGAGCCCCGAGACUUCCGAUGAAGAGUGAAGAAGUCUCUGUAUUUUUUUUUUUUCUUUUACAGGAUGGAGAAGAUGACGAUUUUGGUCAGAUGGGAAGACUGUUCUAUUUCCUUGAAGAAGGACUUAUGGAGGGGAUCGCCGGUGUUGUCAGCCUGCAACGGCGUGGUUGAGUGAGUGAAGACGGCCGGUAAGCGAGAGGACCGCGUCAAGUUGCGGUUACUGCUUUCCUCUGUAAAUUUCUCCCUUUGUCCGUUUAAAAAAACGAUUUUUAUUAAUAACAAAGAGAGUAAAAGAAGGUAAUUUGAGCUGCA
Messenger RNA from Dendrobium catenatum, 826 nucleotides. Its product is annotated as ethylene-responsive transcription factor RAP2-9-like. The transcript has a single exon. Gene Ontology annotation, molecular function: DNA-binding transcription factor activity; DNA binding. The coding region runs from base 61 to 543 and encodes 160 amino acids. The record is from RefSeq and is a predicted model, not a curated record. Lineage: Eukaryota; Viridiplantae; Streptophyta; Magnoliopsida; Asparagales; Orchidaceae. Gene Ontology annotation, biological process: regulation of DNA-templated transcription.